Molecule: messenger RNA, 3453 nt
Organism: Pyrus x bretschneideri (Chinese white pear)
Lineage: Eukaryota; Viridiplantae; Streptophyta; Magnoliopsida; Rosales; Rosaceae
Product: B3 domain-containing transcription repressor VAL1-like
Exons: 14
Coding region: 864-3257 (797 amino acids)
Molecular function (GO): DNA binding; zinc ion binding
Source: RefSeq, a predicted model, not a curated record
GAAUACUCUCACUCCUCCCUUUCUCUCUCUAAAUACAAAUUUCAAUACAUGGCGUAAAAAGGGAGACGACUUGUGUUAAGCGGCGUGUCUUCAAGUGUCGUGCAUGCAUUUUAUGCAUCUGUUGCUUUGCAUGCACUCUCUCUCUCUCUCCUCCCUCCCUCUCUCUCUCUAAAUGCACGUUUUCUCUCCAGGUCUUACCCACACAGACCCCCAAAAACCCCACUCCCCACUAAUUACGUUCGUGAACGGUAAAACCCAGCUGACUGAGUUUUGACUCGUUUCUUCUUCAUCAGCUCACUGUAUCGAGCUCGCCGCCGCAGCCGCCGCCGUGGCCGGUUGGUUUCCAGAGUGGGUUUCUGCUCUGUUUUUGGAUGACUAGUCGUUUUCGAGAUUUGGGUUUCGAUUUGGGUAAAACAAGGGUUUGGAGAGCUUGAAUUUGGGGGGAUGGAGUCCAAGAUUUGCAUGAAUCCGUCGUGUAGGAUGGCCAAUAUGCACGAAUGGAAGAAAGCUGUUCAGUUGUUGAUACGGUGUUGGGAGGACAUUGUGGAAAUAUGGGUUGUGGUUCUUGACGUGGGAUUUGAUGUGUAUUGUGGGUUAGGACUAGUUGCAUUGUUCAUGAACUGUUUCUAUUUUUAUCGUCGGCCAUGGAGGAAUGAGCGGAAUUAUCGAUGAUCAACAUAUAAUCAGGAGUUGAGUAUGAGAAUUCAGUUUACUGCAAUACAUUCCAUUCUGGGGAAACUGGUUGGAGGGACUGCAAUUUGUGCCACAAGCCUCUCCACUGUGGAUGCAUAGUCUCAGAGACAUUGUAUGAGUGCCUGGAUUUUGGAGGUAUAGGGUGCAUUGGCUGUGCUUCUCAACCUCGCAUGGUGCAGAUUCAGGACGGUGAUGUUUUAAAUGGAUUUGGUGGAUUGAAAAUAAGUGAUUCCAGUGAUCAGCAAUCAACUGUUCCUCAGAAUGGAGCAUUAAGUGAUACUGCUAAUGAGGGAAAACUUUUGCAAUUGUGUCAAGUCAUGGAGGCUAAUGAAUCCAACCUUUCAUCUCAAUCUCAGAGAGGUGAAAUAAAUGUAUCUCCUGUGCAAACCAAACGUGAAGAAGUUACUUAUCCAAGGGGGGAAGUUGGCCCUGGAUUUUCAAGUAUCAGCAGGCCAUCUUUUGGAUCAUUAACAUUUGCCAAACCAGACAAUGGUAGAAUAAUGAUAGAGGUCAAAGAUAUGAAUAAGCCAUCCUCUGACCCGUCUUUGAGUAUGACUUUGGGAGGCCCAUCUGCAACUCCAAACUUUGCUCAACCCUUUACUGGGGGAAUUUUGGAGAGAAGAGAUCAGAUUAAGACGUCUUCUUCCUUCCAACAGGGGCAAAAAAUUCAGCCUAUUUUUCCCAGACCCUUGAGACCUCCCCCUCCUGUUCAUCAUGUGCGUGUUGCAAGGCCACCGGCUGAAGGGCGAGGGAAGAGUCAGUUACUUCCUCGAUACUGGCCAAGGAUUACUGACCAAGAGCUGCAGAAAUUAGCUGGAGAUUUGAAUUCUACUAUUGUGCCACUGUUCGAGAAGGUACUGAGUGCCAGCGAUGCAGGUCGAAUUGGUCGUCUGGUUCUCCCAAAAGCAUGUGCUGAGGCAUACUUUCCUCCUAUUUCUCAAUCAGAAGGCCUUCCUAUAAGGAUUCAAGAUGUCAAGGGUAAUGAAUGGACGUUUCAGUUCAGAUUUUGGCCAAAUAAUAAUAGCAGGAUGUAUGUUUUAGAAGGAGUAACGCCUUGCAUACAGUCUAUGCAACUUCAAGCUGGUGAUACUGUGACAUUCAGUCGGAUAGAUCCCGGAGGCAGACUUGUAAUUGGGUUUCGUAAGGCAUCAAGGUGUUUAGAUGUGCAGGAAUCCCAAACAUCUUUCCUUCCCAAUGGAACUCCUGGGGAAACUUCCUGUCCUAGCGUUGUUGAGAAUCUGGUAACAGGAAGUGGUCACUCUAGUAUUUAUCAAACGAGUACAGGAAGCAAAGACCCUUACCUAAAUGCUCUAUCAGGACAUUUGCAUUUGGCUGAUGGGGAUACAAGUUUGCAUGAUAAUGAGAACCAUAGUCACUUUACAAGUGAGGAUCUGCAGCAGAAGCCUGUGUCGAAUUCUGACAAGAAGAGGGCCCGAAAUAUUGGGCCUAAAAGUAAGAGGUUGCUCUUGCAUAGUGAAGAUGUUCUGGAGCUGAGACUGACAUGGGAAGAAGCACAGGACUUGCUUCGUCCACCCCUGAGUGUCAAACCAAGCAUUGUCACUAUAGAAGAUCAUGAAUUCGAAGAGUACGAUGAGCCCCCAGUUUUUGGGAAGAGAUCUCUAUUCAUCGCCGAAUCUGAGAGACAGGAACAAUGGGCUCAGUGUGAUGAUUGCUCUAAGUGGCGGAGGUUGCCUGUUGACGUUCUUCUUCCUCCAAAGUGGACGUGCUCUGAAAAUUCUUGGGAUAUAAACAGGUGCUCAUGUUCUGCACCAGAGGAGGUGAGCCAAAAGGAAUUGAAUAAUCUUCUAAGACCAAGCAAAGAUUUAAAGAAGCGAAGAAUCGUAGUGAACCAUAAUGAAGCCCAGGAACACGAACCUUCUGGCUUGGAUGCCCUGGCUAGUGCUAGUGCUGCCAUUCUGGGAGAUAGUGUGGAUUACGCUGAUGAACAAUCAGUUGGAGCCACAACCAGACAUCCGCGUCAUCGCCCAGGUUGCACAUGCAUAGUAUGUAUUCAACCCCCAAGCGGGAAGGGCAAGCACAAGCCAACAUGCACAUGCAACGUGUGCAUGACAGUAAAACGGCGCUUCAAAACCCUGAUGAUGAACAAGAGGAAACGCAAAUCAGAACGUGAAAUGGAGAAUGCCCACAGGGAUAAUAAUGACCACAAGGAUGAAUCAGAAAUGAAUGGUACGUCAACAGAGAUUGAGUUGCAUAUGAAUCACUUAUCGGAGAAUGGAAGCAGCUGCGAGAAGAGAAUUCAAGCUGACGUGGCAGAAAGUUCAUGCGCUGGACAAAUUGAUCUGAAUUGUGAGCCCAAACACAAUUAUGUGCAGGUUUCAGGAUUGAACUUGUUGAGACUUGCUGAUGCUGUUGCUCAACAACCAGUAAAGAACAGCACGAAGGAAAGUGGCCUCACAAACAGAAUGUGCGAGCCACAGGCCGGUCUUGGUUCAUCUUUACGUACACAAGAUACUGCGGAGACUGAUAAACUCUUGUGUAAUGAAGGCAGCCUUUCAUCCGUGGCAGCGGUGUGGGACUUGGAGGGUAGAGGUGAUGGGGACUGAAACAAUCCGGCCGUGCCCCUUCUUUUUUUGUCGGAAAUAUAUCUUUAUUUGGCUUUAUUUAUAGAGGGCAGUCCUAUACAUCUUUACGAGUCUUCACAGCCAGUGAAUGUAAUUUUGUUUCUUUGUUCGUCUGCUAUGUUCGUGUGGAUAAAUUUUACCUUUGUCUCUAAAGUUGAAACAGACCAUGUUGCGGGAA